AUGAAGAGGGUUAGAGAAGAGGUUUACGUUGAAGCUCAGAUACGAGCACCUACCGUUUCUUCUCGAGGCGAAACAAAUGGUAAGCCUUUAACGAUUGGUGGAGGAGGAGGAGGAACCAUGGGAGGGCUAACAACAGUUGAUGCCUUGAGCUAUCUUAAAGCUGUGAAGGAUAAUUUUCAAGACAAGAAAGAGAAGUAUGACACUUUCCUUGAAGUCAUGAAGGACUUUAAAGCUCAGAGAGUUGACACUAAUGGCGUUAUAGCAAGAGUAAAAGAGUUGUUCAAGGGCUAUGACGACUUGCUUUUGGGGUUUAAUACCUUCUUACCUAAAGGGUAUAAAAUAACUCUUCCGGAGAAGAAGCCAGUGGAUUUUGGAGAAGCUAUUGAAUUUGUCAACAAGAUCAAGGCGAGAUUUGGAGAUGAUGAGCGUGCGUAUAAGAAAUUUCUAGACAUCUUGAACAUGUAUAGAAAGGAAACCAAGUCCAUCUCUGAUGUCUAUCAAGAGGUUACUUUGCUGUUCCAGAACCAUGACGAUCUGCUUGCGGAGUUUGUUCAUUUCUUGCCUGAUUAUUCAGGAGCAGGUUCUGCUUUUUACCCUCAUUCUGGAAGGAACGCAGUGCCGCGUGAUAGAAACCUUCCUGGCAUGCAUCCAAGGCAUUUUGAGAAGAGAAUAAAACUAAGGAGUAGGGGUGAUGAGUAUGCUGAACACUCUGAUCAAAGAGAAGAUGGUGACGAGAACCUUGUGGCUUGCUCUGCUGGUAAUUCUCUGGGAAGUCAAUGGCCGGGAUAUCUGAAGGCAGAGGACAACGGAGGAAUUCAAGACUAUGAGAAUAAUGGAGGUCAUGAAAGAUAUCCAGAAAAUGGUUUUGGAAGUCAGAAAAAUCUACUCUCUGCCUCCAACCAUAUGAUCCCCAAGGCUAUAAAUGAACUUGAUCUUGCUGAUUGUGCACAAUGUACUCCAAGUUAUCGUCGUUUGCCAGAUGACUAUCCCAUUCAGAUGCCAAGCUACAGAAACUCACUUGGUGAAAAAGUUCUUAAUGAUCAUUGGGUAUCUGUCACAUCCGGGAGUGAGGACUACUCAUUCAAACACAUGCGUAAAAACCAGUAUGAAGAAAGCUUGUUUCGAUGCGAGGAUGACAGGUUUGAGUUGGACAUGUUAUUAGAGUCUGUGAAUGCAGCCAUUAAGCGUGUGGAAAUUCUUCUGGAAAAGAUCAACGACAACACAAUCUCUUUAGAGACACCAAUUUGUAUUAAAGAACACCUAUCAGAGCUGAACCUAAGAUGCAUUGAGCGGUUGUACGGAGAUUAUGGGCUUGAUGUCAUGGAUUUUCUGAAGAAGAACUCUCAUAUCGCCUUACCGGUGAUACUAACUCGCCUGAAGCAGAAACAAGAAGAAUGGGCUAGGUGUCGUGCUGAUUUCAGGAAAGUUUGGGCUGAAGUAUAUGCUAAGAAUCAUCACAAAUCUCUAGACCAUCGUAGCUUUUAUUUCAAGCAGCAGGACUCCAAGAAUCUGAGCACAAAAGGUUUAGUGGCGGAAAUAAAAGAUAUCAGUGAGAGGAAGCAUAAAGAAGACCCGCUUCACGCCAUUGCUGUUGGGUCUAAGCCCUCUUUCACGCCAGAUGUGGAGUACUGUUACUCUGACACACAAGUUCAUGCUGACUUAUACCAACUGAUCAAGUAUUACUGUGAGGAGAUAUGUGCUACUGAACAGUCUGAUAAAGUCCUGAAGCUGUGGGUGACGUUUUUGGAGCCCAUGUUUGGCGUUCCUUCUCGGUCUCAGACUGAUGAGACGAUGGAAGAUGCUGCAAACACCAAAGACGACCAAGAGAAGCUUGAGAUAUCUGAGGCAGUGAAAGACAAUACUUGUGAUGCUUCUCCAAAGACGCCAAACAAAGAAAACCCAACGGUACAAGGAAGCUCUUCUGCGAAUGAUCUCGCUGUCAACGCACGAGAAACCAUUCAGCAAGAUAAACUGCAUGAUGGUGCAGUUACUACUAAUGAGGUUGGUGAGCCUUCCAAACUGGUGUCACCGAGAAACGAUGUGGUAAUGGAAAGUGUAGAGAAUCGUAGCAAAGUUAGUGAUGCUGCAAUGGUAGAGCAGAAGGUUGAGCGAGAGGAGGGUGAAUUAUCUCCCACAGAGAGUUUUGAGCAUGACAAUUUUGAGGUUUACACAGAGAAUGUCAUUGAGCCUGUGCAGAAACUGCCUGACAAUGUUAGAAGUGACAAAGACGGAGAACAAAAAGAGGGAAGUACUGAAGUUGGAGAAAGAAACAAUGCUUCCCCUGAAGAUGAUGGAAGUAAAAUUACUCAAAAGUUACCGGAAGUGAAUGAAAACGCCUCUAAGAUUGUUAUUGCCUCAGGAAGCAGCAAAUUUGGUGGCCAGCUUUCUUCCGAUGAAGAGCAUAAAGGAGCUAUGGUUGAGAGUGAAAACGAGGCUGUAGGGAUGGGUAAUUCCAACGAAGGUGAAGAUGGAACCUUUUCCACAUUCUCAGAGCGGUAUCUGCAGCCUGUGAAGCCCCUUGCAAAGCAUGUGCCUGGAACAUUAGAAGCCAGUGAAAGUGACUCCAGGAAUGAUUCUCGAGUUUUCUAUGGGAAUGAUUCGUUUUACGUGCUUUUCAGGCUUCAUCAAAUGUUGUAUGAGAGAAUACAAUCAGCAAAGAUACAUUCAGAGAGGAAAUGGAAAGCUCCUGAUCCAGAUAACACAUCUCCUGAUUCUUACACAAGGUUCAUGGAUGCUCUCUACAAUUUACUUGACGGCUCAAGUGACAACACAAAGUUUGAAGAUGAAUGCCGAGCUAUUAUUGGAGCACAAUCAUACGUUCUCUUCACAUUGGACAAGCUUGUUCAGAAGUUUGUUAAGCAUCUUCAUUCGGUUGCAGCUGAUGAGACAGACACCAAGCUUCGGCAACUAUAUGCGUACGAGAACUACAGAAAACCGGGGAGAUUCUUUGAUAUAGUGUACCAUGAGAAUGCUCGUGCUCUUCUCCAUGAUCAGAACAUCUACCGGAUUGAAUAUGCAUCUGCACAAACCCGUCUCUCGAUUCAACUUAUGAACAACGGAAACGAUCAGCCUGAAGUGACAGCUGUAACGGUGGAGCCAGGCUUUGCAAAUUAUCUGCAGACCGACUUUCUUUCGAUUUUGCCUGAUGAAGAAAAGCAAGGACUGUUUCUGAAGAGGAACAAGGCGAAGUUAAGCAGUCCAGAUGAAUCUUCUGCAAUGAAAGGAUUGAAGAUUAUAAACGAGGUCGAAUGCAAGAUUGCUUGCAGUUCUUUCAAGGUCAAGUAUGAGCCAAACACAUCAGAUCUUCUGUAUCGAAGCAAGCAGAAAAAACCAAAACCUGAGAAUGCCAAUGGCUUCUGGCCUUGCCUAUAUGAGACAAAGCUUCCAAGCACCGUGUGA
This is a messenger RNA of Microthlaspi erraticum, 3399 nucleotides long. NCBI's taxonomy places the organism in Eukaryota, Viridiplantae, Streptophyta, Magnoliopsida, Brassicales, Brassicaceae. The record is from the annotation of a GenBank genome assembly.